UUAGAACUGCACAUCUGGCUAUAAUGGAAGAAACCUUAAUCAUAUUACAGCCACUUGUCAGCAGCUUCCCCUGCCCAGGACCAAACUGAGUAAAUAUGAGUCAGUGUUUGAUUGUGGUGGAGGCACAGGAUAUAAAGACUGAACGCAGCAAGGAAAGGGCAGAGCAAGAGAGAGAAGCAGCUCCUUUACUCUGAGAAAGCAGCCAGCUGAUCACACAAGAGGCAGAAUGAAAGCCUUCCUCCUCACCAUUGCUGCAGUGCAGAUUCUCCACUGCUCAGGAGUACCAAACCCUGAGGACGCUCUGCGGGCAGCGGUUAUGAAGCUGAAUGAAAUAAGUGAAAUCAGUCAUCUUUGCCGUAGCAUCAGCAGCACAGUGACAGAUCUUUCUCCCACAGGAAAGUUCUCCUACAAUGUGGACUUAGCAUUUUCCGUGAAAGAAACCGUCUGCUCCAAAAAUUCUGGGCUGGAGUUUGAUGAUUCUAGCUGCAGUUUCCGGCCCACAAAGAUUGCUGAGACAGCUACAUGCAGGAGUCGUGUUAAAUACUUAGCUGAUGAGGUACUCGAUGUUGAUGUUGAAUGUCAUGGGUUCAAAAAGGCCAGGGGUAACAGAGACUCACCGGAGAGGCUGAGGAGUGAAAGUGAUAUAUACAGAGGUAACAGAGAGCAUAGUGACAUUUCUCAAGGAGGGAAACCUCACAGCAAACCCACAAAAGGCAGAAAAGGCCACAGAAAACCGUCAGCAAGAGUCAGUCAUAAUGGAGGGUCAUCGGAAUUAACUAACAGCAGUGAAGAGCUGAAACUGUCAUCAAGGGAAUCAUGGAUGGAGGAAUCUCUAAAUGAAUAUGACGAUUCAAGGUCUCGACACUAAUCCAAGAUGAAUCGACUGAAAUGCUUGGUGUGAACACAAGACAACCUCAUCCCGAUUAAAGAAGAUGUUAUCAUAUAUUGUUCAUAUAUAAGGAAAAACAUGUUAUGACAACAAAAGUUUUCUGUACUUUGUGUAUGUCCUCAUCUGUGUAUUGUCUUUCAUGUUAAUGCUCAUAUGAUGAGCAGCAAGGUAAAUGUUCCCUGGCACUCUUCAAACUGAUGUUACUUUUCACUUCACUAGUAAAAUAGGAAUUCUAGUGCAGAGAGUGAGCAACCUGCCUGCCACACUUAAUGCCUGAUUCCCUCAGUCUAGGUCUUUAGCUACAAAAGAACAGGAGUGGGGAGAAAGACAAUUGAAAUGGAAACUUCACACUUUAUUUCCCAAGUAUGGAAAUUUGAAAUUCCCUGCUCUUUUACCAAUGUCUUGGUGGAAGUGAAUUGUGAGAUUAGGGCCCUUGUACCAUGGGUGGAAGUUGAACAAGGAUUUUGGUUGUGCCUUGUCUUAUUGGAAGCAUUCCUCCUGAAAUUGGUAUUACGUGCCAGUCAAGCCUGCUGUGCAAAUUGUCUCAGUCUCCAGAUUUAUAGAGAGGGAAUGUAUCAGAACAGGAAAUACAUAGAAGGUCUGGAAAUGCAUGAAAAGUGAAAAGGCAAUAGUUUUCAGCCUAAGUGGUCUUUAGGAGUUUCUAUAGGCAAGCAGCUCAGAAAAGAACAUACAAAAGAACAAGAACCUUCUUUUCCAAUGAGUAUCAUGUGAGAGCUAAUGUGGCAUUACCAAAAAGUUCACAAAAUGGUCCUUGCUGUGGAAAGUCUAGUCGCUGUAGCCUCAACACAGCAGCCAUUGGAAGCAAAGGUUCAGUGAAAAAAUGUGGAAGGAAUGGGUGGUGAUCGUUGUUCUAUGCCCUGUUAUUUGUUUAUGCUGCUCUUCAGUUGUCUUCUUCAGAUUCUUAUUUAGGAUUGGACCCCUCUAUUCUAUCCCCACAGGAGGUGAGACUUCAGAUGAUUUACUUCUCCACAUCAGCUCUGCACACUGUUCCACUGUCAACUGGCCCAGUGCAGUGUGAGUGUGUGACCGAGAGUUAGCCAAUUACUACCACCCAUCAUUUAGGGAAAAAUAAUGCAUUAAGACCCGUUAAGUAACUGCUAAGGAGAGUGCUUCCUGUUUGGCACUUAUUGAAUUGUUCUGAUCACAUCUAUGUUUUUUGUAAGCAAUUCGACACUGUUUAAUUGAAAGUUGAUCAAUAAAUUGAUGACUUUAUUGCUCAUAUAA
This is a messenger RNA of Hemiscyllium ocellatum (epaulette shark), 2134 nucleotides long. RefSeq names its product secreted phosphoprotein 2 (gene spp2). The transcript has 6 exons. Lineage: Eukaryota; Metazoa; Chordata; Chondrichthyes; Orectolobiformes; Hemiscylliidae. Gene Ontology annotation, cellular component: extracellular region. The record is from RefSeq and is a predicted model, not a curated record. The coding region runs from base 227 to 868 and encodes 213 amino acids. Gene Ontology annotation, biological process: bone remodeling.